Arabidopsis lyrata subsp. lyrata is the source of this 1026-nucleotide messenger RNA. RefSeq names its product protein LSD1. Bases 265 to 834 code for a protein of 189 amino acids. The transcript is spliced from 8 exons. Lineage: Eukaryota; Viridiplantae; Streptophyta; Magnoliopsida; Brassicales; Brassicaceae. The record is from RefSeq and is a predicted model, not a curated record.
AAAAAAAUAAAAAGAAAGCGUAAAUUACGAAAAACAGAGAGAUAAAUCCGGCAUAGAGAGAUUUUGGAGAUAGAGAGAGAGAGAGAGAGAAGAAAAUCGAAAUCUAUUGUCCAUUUCCCCAAUUUGCAUAUCAUCGCUCUAGAUUUCGCUGGUUUUGGAUUCGAUUCCUCCCCCAUCUUCAAUCGAAGUUUUUGGCUUGGAAUUGGAUUUGGGUUCGGUUCAAAAUCAGCUCUUUUCUGUUUUAUCUGGGAGAAAUCAGCAGAUAUGCAGGACCAGCUCGUGUGUCAUGGUUGUAGGAAUUUAUUGAUGUAUCCUAGAGGAGCAUCUAAUGUGCGUUGUGCGUUAUGUAACACUAUCAACAUGGUUCCUCCUCCUCCUCCACCUCACGACAUGGCACACAUUAUAUGUGGUGGUUGUAGAACAAUGCUUAUGUAUACGCGCGGGGCAAGUAGCGUAAGAUGCUCUUGCUGUCAGACUACGAACCUUGUGCCAGCGACAGCGCACUCCAAUCAGGUUGCCCAUGCACCUUCCAAUCAGGUUGCGCAGAUCAAUUGUGGACAUUGUCGGACAACCCUCAUGUAUCCUUACGGUGCAUCAUCUGUUAAAUGCGCUGUUUGUCAAUUCGUAACUAACGUUAAUAUGAGCAAUGGAAGGGUACCUCUCCCAACUAACCGGCCAAAUGGAUCAGCUUGUCCCGGGACAAUGCCCUCUACUUCAACUUCAACACCACCCUCUCAGACCCAAACCGUUGUUGUAGAAAACCCCAUGUCCGUUGAUGAAAGUGGAAAGUUGGUGACCAAUGUUGUUGUUGGUGUGACCACCGAUAAAAAGUAACCAAGAAUGAGUGAGAUUUUAAAGAUCAUAUCCAAAUUCUUCAUCUAUUCCUGCGUUUGGUUUGUGCAUAUUACAUACGCGGAAAAACUGUAUGUUUAUAUAUCUCUUGACUCCUUUUUAACCUAAGAAAAAGGCUGAUCAGAAUCUCUUGUUACUGCAAUAUUGGGGUUUAUUCAAAGUUGAAGACACAAA